Messenger RNA from Emiliania huxleyi CCMP1516, 4206 nucleotides. RefSeq lists its product as hypothetical. The coding region runs from base 4 to 4206 and encodes 1400 amino acids. The transcript has 10 exons. The record is from RefSeq and is a predicted model, not a curated record. NCBI's taxonomy places the organism in Eukaryota, Haptophyta, Isochrysidales, Noelaerhabdaceae. Gene Ontology annotation, biological process: RNA processing.
CGCAUGGCUCCCGCUUGGCGAGCCCUUGCCGUUGACUCGUCCCUGAAGCUCGGACCCGAUGAUCUCAACGGCGCAGGGGGGGCGUCGGAACCGGCUGCAACCUUGGUGGUCCAGCGCAGCCAGCACCGCACUCUCCAUCCCGGCGCUGCUCCCCGCGUCGCCGGCAAGAAGCGCGGCGCGGCAGCGGCCCCGGCGGCCGUGCGAGCGGGAAAGCGCGCGGUGCCUCUUCAAAAGGCGAUGCACGCCUGCUCGACCGACGGCGGUGGAGCGCUCCUCCUGGGCUCCUCACUCGACGGUGCAACCGCGUCCGCGUCCGCGUCCGCCUCAGCCUCGCGACCGCCCUCGCGCCCGUCUUCGAGACUGCCCUCGCGCCCGCCCUCGCGCCCGUCAUCGCAUCCACCCUCCACGGCCCCGUCGCGACCGCCGUCGCCACGGCCAGGCUCCCCUCCGGUCCUCUCUGCCUCCACUUCGCUGGUCUCGGCGUACGCGGACGCGGCGGGCGAAGCUGCGCCGGGCGAGGCUGCGGCGGGUAUGCACCGCGAGGCGCUGAGCGAGUCUCAACGAGAGGCAGUGCUGCGGGCGCUGUGCGAUGCGCGCCUCCUCUCCCCCGACGCCGCCGUCCUCGAGGCUGCGCGGCGUGCACUGCUCCCGCUCUGCAGCACCGUGCGGAUGCUGCCGGGUGAGGAGGGCUCCGGAGACAGCGAGGAUGGCGCCGCCAAUGGCGAGGAGAUUCACUCUGCGGCGCUGGCGGCGGCUGAGGCGGCAGCUGAGGCGGCGGCCGAGGCGGCGGCGGCCGAGGCGGCGGCAGCGGCCGAGGCGGAGGAUGAGGCGAUGCGGAGAGCGGCGCAACUGCAAGAGAGUGCCGCGAAGCAGGUGCUCUCAGAGGUGGCAUCGCGAGUGCUGAAGCGGCCCAUCGUGUCGAGCGACGACCUCCUCGCCGUGUCCGCCGAGUGUGCGGCCGCCAGCAAGCUUGACGGGGCGAAGGCGGCCAGUGCGAAGGCGGUUCGGGUGGCGAAGGCUCAGGCGCUACUCGCUGUGCGCGAUCCUGCGUGCGCAUCGUCCCCGCUCGCCACCCUGUCUGCGUACCGCCUCGCGCCCGCCUUCGGCGCUCCACCAUUUGACGCUGCGUGCGGGGCGGGCAAGGCGAGCCGCAAGGCGCCCUUUACCGGGCCUUGCGGCGCCGCGCGCCUUUCUCCGCUCGUGCCGCUCUGCCGCUUUGAGUUGGGUGGCGAGUGCCGCGACGCGUCGUGCUCUGCGCAGCACCGGCGCGACUACCUCCGCCCGCCCGCAGUGCUCCUCGCCGAGCUGCAGGCGCUAGCCGAGGGCGCGGCUCCAGAGAUCGCGCCGGCCGCGAGUGCCCCUCGCGCGUCAGCGGUGGAUGUGGCGGCAGCCGACCUCGAGACGGGGAACGCUGCGGAGGAGUUACUUCGCGAGGUGGCCGCACGGGCGCGCGCCGCCAUGAGCGGGGCCGACGUGUCGGCGCCAGCACUCAGCCAGGUGUUGUGUGCAUGGUGGGGGCGACAGCGCUCUCGGCCGCCCGACUCCAGUGGCGACAGCGGUGGCGCCUCUUCGGGGACGGGCGAUCCCAACCCACCGCAGCCCGUGAGCGCGGCGUGCUUACCGCAGCUGCGACCCGCAGAGGCUCCCGCCGCUCCGGCCGACGGGACGGCGAUGUCGCAGCUGCCCCUGCUCCAGGCGGCAUUGCGGCUGCUGCCGCGCCCCUCGCCCCUCGCUGUCGACAUACACAGACAGCUCGCCCCGUUGCUGCUGCGGCAACAAUCGGCGGUGGCGGAGGCUUUGCGGGCGACCGCCGAUGCCAACGUGCCCCCGCCAUCGCCGUUGGCGGCGCCGCCCCCGCGACAGGGUGUGAUCCAGGCCCUCGCCCCCGACCUUGUCUUGCGAAGCGACGGGGGCGCGAAUUUGCCCACGUGGGAGGACGACGCGGCGGUCGCGGCCAUCAUGGGGCCGGCGGGAGGCGCAGCUGCCGGCUCUCGUGUCGACGGCGUUGGCGGUUGCGCCGCGGAGUUUUGGGCCACGAUUGAGCGGUGGCGUCGCGAGCUGCCUCAAUCCACUGCAGAGCGCCGAGGCCGGCUGCUCAUCGAGCGGGCCUUGGCGGCGCAGCCACAGAGCGAGGCGCUGUGGCUGCUCCGAGCGUCGCUCCGAUUCGACGACUGGCAGGCGGCUCGAGCAGAGAUGGCCGCCGCUUGCGCCGCCGUGCCGAACUCGCUCGUCCUCUGGCACGUGCGCGCGAGACUUGAGCGCACCGUCGUCGGCCGAGCCGAGACGCAUGCGGAGGCGAUCCGCACAAUUGCGCUCUGCCCUGGCUCCUCUUGGCGCCAGCAUUGCGCGCUGCUGCUCGCUUCGCUCUCGCUCAUCGACGAACUCGUUAUCGCGGGCGAGCUCGACUUCGCCGCGUGGGUCGCGGCGGCUCUGCUGCGUUCGGAGGACAACGCCUCCGAGCCGGAGCCCAACGCAUCGAUCGCGCGGCGCGCCCAGGCUCUAUCGCCGUUGCCAGCCGUGGCCAGUGCGCUCCCCGUGCCGCUCCGCGCGCUUCUAUGGCUCUCUCGAAUCGAGUUGCGCGCUUUUGGCGAGGUGAGCGUCAGCCGCGCCGCAGCCGCCUCGGCGUUCCUGCGAGCGUCGCUGCCGCUGGCGAUCCAGCUGCCUUGGACGAGCGACACAAGGUCGAUCGCUGGCGCCGAGGCCGAUCCGGCAGGAGUCACGCAGAGCAUCGAUCUCCUCUUUGGUGUCGCCCUCGCCGCUGCCGACGCUGGUGGUGGCAGCGCGAGCGGCGGGCUGUGGUGCUUGCAGCUCAACCAGGUCAUGUUCGAGCUCUCUCGCGGCGAGGCAGAGCGCGCGUCCGCCCUCUGCCAGCGGUACAUCAAAGCCGCUGCGGCGCUGGAGGGCGCCCACCUCGAAGCUCUCUGGAGGCUGUACGCGCACGUCCUCGCCGCGGCGCCGUCUCUAACGCCGUCUCUCUCGCUAGAGCCAUCUCUGUCGGCGGAGCAGCUCCUGUACGACUUGUGGCAUGCGCUGCUCUGCGCUUCGAUGACGCAGCCAGAGGCGCUGCAGGUCCUCGGCCUCGCUGUCGCGACGUCCUUCGACGAGGGCGAGCCGCGAGCGAAGACCCUCCUCGCAGCGUGCGCGCCGCCGCGUGCCGGCUGGCAGCCCUCGGCCGCCGAGGUGAAAGCCUGCGAGGCACUCUUUGCCCUCUUGCUGAGCCGGCACGCCGCCAGCGACGGCGCCGCCACACCGGGCCCCGUUGCAUUGCCGCGGGAAGCAGUUGGUGACGCGGCAGCGGUUGGGGCAGCGGGCAGCGAGGUCGCCAGCGGGCCGCUUAGCCCGGGUGCCCGUGGCGGCGCGGCGCUGCACCUUCUGUGGUGCGCGUGGCUGCGGCUGACGGCGACGCCUGAGCGCGUCGUUGCGGCCUUUGAGGCGGCCAUUCGCAUCCAUGGGAGCGGUGUUGCGUCGAUGGAGCUUUGGCUGCACUACUUGCGAUGGGCGCGGUCGAUUUCGCGCUGCGAGCGGAACAAGGUUGAGGCGCGGUUCCGGCGAGUGCUCGCAGAGCGGCUGGGCGAAGUCGCGGGGGGUGGCAAGGAGGCGGGCUUGCCCGCAAGUGGUGAAGAUGCCGACGGAGCCGCCGGCCUCUGUGCGUUGCUCGAGCAGUGCGAGCCAUUGGGGCGUAGCGAGUACCUCCAUCUUGCGGGUUUCGACGAGGCCGAGGCGGACUGGGAGCAUGCGCUCGACGCCGAAUCACAUCGUGCUGUGGUUCUCGGCGGCGGCGGGGCGCUCUUGCGGGAGCAUGCGGCGCAGGACCCGCCGGCUUUGUCUCUGCGCGCCGCGGCCAAGGCGACGCCCAGAGGGCGGCUCUCUGCGGACAUCGAGCCGCUGCGCGCAGCGCGCUUGGCUCCGCCCCCCGAGGGAGUCUCCGUCGUCGCUGGCUUGCAGCCGUGGGCAUGUGAGCAGGCGCCCCUUGAUCUGCCCGUCCAGGCGCCCUCGGCAUUGCGUGAGGGGGGCGCAUGUGUCUCCUUGCAGGCGCUCGAGUCCGAUCCGGGCUGCAUCGUCGCUUGGGAUUUGGCAAUUUGGAAUGAGGCGGCCGACGCGCAGUGGGAGGCGGCGGCGGCCCUGGCACAUGUUGCGGCGCGGUGGAUUCCGGUGCAUGCAUGCGCCGUUGCAGAAGAGAGUGGCGCGCACGUCGUUGCACUGUAG